UGCUGUACAUCUCACUCCUUUUAUUAUUAUUUUAUUAUUUGUUUUUUAGAUUUUUAGAUUUUUUUGUUUUUGAGAGCUUCGAGCACGGAUACGCGCCUGGAUGUGUGUGUGUGGCAGGGUGUGAGUGUGUGUGAGAGGGACAGAGUGUGCGUAUGUGUGUAUAUGUGUGUGGGAGUGGGAGUGUGUGUGUUUUUAUCAGAGCGGAUGAAAAUGAUGCAAAGCGCCGCCGUGGUACCCAGCGCGAGCGCCGUGAAGCCCGACAUGCUCGUCCCACUGCAGCAGGUCCCGGAGUGUGCGGGAUGUAACCAGCGUAUCCUGGAUAAGUUUGUGUGUAAGGUUCAGGAUCUGCACUGGCACUCUACCUGUCUCAGGUGUGCAGAGUGUGAUGAGCUUCUGAGUGACAGGUGUUACUGCCGAGGGGGACACGUCUACUGCAGAGAACACUUCUACACGCGUUUUGGGACGAAGUGUGCAUCGUGUCAGCAGGGCAUCCCGCCUUCUCAGGUGGUGCGUAAAGCGCAGGACUUUGUUUAUCACCUGCACUGUUUUUCGUGCGUGAUGUGCAGCAGACAGCUAGCCACCGGAGACGAGUUUUACCUGAUGGAGGACGGCCGACUCGUCUGCAAGGUCGACUACGAAACCGCAAAACAGAACGAUGACUCAGAGUCGGGAGCGAAGCGGCCUCGCACCACCAUCACGGCCAAACAGUUGGAGACACUGAAGAGUGCGUAUAAAAACUCUCCUAAACCGGCGCGGCACGUCAGAGAGCAGCUGUCCUCCGAGACCGGCCUCGACAUGCGCGUAGUACAGGUCUGGUUCCAGAACAGACGAGCGAAGGAGAAGCGGUUGAAGAAGGACGCAGGACGCCAUCGAUGGGGUCAAUUUUAUAAAAGUGUUAAGCGGAACAGAGGAGCAGCGAAGGUGGAGAAGGAGAGUUCAGCUGAGGACGGAGGGAUCAGUGACAGCGAGCUCAGCUUCAGGGAUGAUCAGAUCCUGUCAGAGCUGGGUCACACUAACGGCCUGUACGAGAGCGUCGGGGACGUUUCCAGCAGCAACGUGAUGAACAGCGGGUUCUCGCUAGAGGCGACGAGUCCUUAUUCGCCCUCGUCCAUCAGCUCGCUGCCGGGACACGCCCACCUACUUGGAGGAGUGGCCUUUAGCAUGGAGGGACUGGCAGGAGCGGCAGGUCAGCCGCUCAGAGCCGUGACCUCUGACCUCUCUACAGGCAGCAGCACUGGAUACCCAGACUUCCCCACAAGCCCCGCCUCCUGGCUGGAUGAGAUGGACCACACCCAAUUCUGAGGUUAAAGGUCAUAUGGCAAAGACAGAAGGAAUAAAAGACAGUCUGGAAUUUUUUUUUUCAGACGUUGUGAUUUUAGUCUAGUGCAGUUCUAGGGUCAAAGGUCAGGAAGUCCAGACAUUAAAAAACCCAGCAACGGACACUAAGAAGUGCACACUUUACUGAAAGGACACUAUUUUGGUUUUAAUAUGUCCUGAUAGUGUUUAUCAACAUUUUUUUCCUUAAGUGUCAGAUCAAUCAUUCCAUCGACAUGUUUUUGGUUAUAUAAAAGUGUGUAUGUGUGUGUGUGUGUGUGUGUGUGUGAAAACAGUGUAUACGCAUACACUAGUUGUCACAUCAUUACAGGGAUGAGAGUCACACACUCGGGCGUGUCCUGUUUCCCGUCCUGUUUUUAAUGCACCCUUGCUGACUUCCCCUUGGUUGAGUCUUACGUUACUUUAUCAACUGGAGUGAAGUGUGUUGUUAGAUGAAGAAUAAAGUCAACACCACUGUAGACUUCAGGAGCACAAAUUACCUACCCAGAAGGCUUUGCUGCAAUCUGACGAUACCUGAAUUUAGCACACUAGCUAAAAGACAUGCUAGCGAGUUAAGAAGCUGAGGAUGUAAAGCGAUCUUCUUAGUGCCUAACUGUUUUCAGUGUUCCUGUUAGUUGCCACGAGUGCAAACUCUUUGGGGGAAGUGUACAAGGACAUGUUAAAAACUGUAUCGGAACAUUCACUCAUAUGGCAUGAAUGCUGUUAGCACUGAAGCUACAAGCUAGCCGGUAGCACUGGACAAUGCAUGAUCCUUAAUAAUGACAAUGUGACAUUUAAGCCUUCUGAUUGGCUACAGGCUUAGAGCUCCGCCCACAUGCCAAUAGGAGAGGAAUUACUGCACAACACAUUCCAUACGUUCACUGUUUUUAUUCUAGUGGAGCAACGGCAGUGGCGAAAGAUUUCACAGUGUGAGUGCACUACCUAGAGCUGGAAAGGUUUUUAUGCCUCUUAAGCUACAGUUAUUGUUACAUUAAUGUCCGAGGAAACGCUCAUAUUACAGCAGCGACAGUUUGGAAACUCUAUUAAUUAUCCUACAAUUAAAAACACUGCAGCGUGGUAGAACAUUUUCAGAACAUCUAAAUUACAGAUCGGAUUGUUAACAGGAUAUUAAUUUCAGGUUCGCGGUAGUGAUGCUUUCGGUCAGUUGUAACACACAGCCCAGUGAAGUACGAUGGACGCGUGGAGAAACUAAACCAACUUAUGGUAGUGCACUCUACCAUGCACCGUUUAAAACCUGACCGCUGAUGGUGUUUUGUUUUUAAUGGGGGUGGGGUGGGGGGAAGGAAGUGUAUUUUCAUGAACAAAACCAUUCAACAGUGUUGUAUUUAUUUAUUUGUAGAAUAAUUAUGAAUAAAUUAAAAGAAAUAUUUCAUUUAAAGUAGUAACUUCACCAUCCGGAUGGAGCGGCAUGAAACAACUUUAUCAUGUGACUUGUGAAAUAUCUGAAGAAUUGAAAAAAGUUUUUACCACAAAAACAUGAUAUUUAGACAGAUAGAAAGAAAUUUGGCUCAUUCAGACAUUAAUAUAAAAAUAUUCUCAAGAAAAUCCAUAUUUAUUUGAGAACAUGUGUCUAUAUUUUUGGAUAAAAUAUUAUUAAUAUGAAUUAAUUCAGCUAGCAAACUGAUCCCGAAAGAAACAAAAAUGAAACAAAAUGAUUUUGCUCUGCAGCCUCUUAAACACGUUGUAAAUUUUGUACAGUUUAAGAAAAUGGUUGAGCGUCUUGUUUUUCCCAAACACUAAGUACUGUCAUGUGUGUAUGAAAACUUCAUGCCUUCUGUACAAACGGUCUGAUAUGUGCAGUCGAAUCUAUACGCGCAAAUAAAGCUGGAUC
Molecule: messenger RNA, 3166 nt
Organism: Clarias gariepinus (North African catfish)
Lineage: Eukaryota; Metazoa; Chordata; Actinopteri; Siluriformes; Clariidae
Gene: lhx4
Product: LIM homeobox 4
Exons: 6
Coding region: 163-1302 (379 amino acids)
Biological process (GO): neuron differentiation; regulation of transcription by RNA polymerase II
Cellular component (GO): nucleus
Molecular function (GO): DNA-binding transcription factor activity, RNA polymerase II-specific; RNA polymerase II transcription regulatory region sequence-specific DNA binding
Source: RefSeq, a predicted model, not a curated record